Psilocybe cubensis is the source of this 1986-nucleotide messenger RNA. RefSeq lists its product as uncharacterized. Gene Ontology annotation, cellular component: cytoplasm; autophagosome. Bases 1 to 1986 code for a protein of 661 amino acids. The transcript is spliced from 2 exons. Gene Ontology annotation, biological process: autophagosome organization; peptidyl-serine phosphorylation; protein autophosphorylation. The record is from RefSeq and is a predicted model, not a curated record. Gene Ontology annotation, molecular function: ATP binding; protein serine/threonine kinase activity. NCBI's taxonomy places the organism in Eukaryota, Fungi, Basidiomycota, Agaricomycetes, Agaricales, Agrocybaceae.
AUGCCGCAAAAAGCGCCAGUCUCAGCACCUGCCUCCCAUCCUCCUCUGGGCACCUUGAUCGACGGCAAUGCCUUACAAUUGGUUGAAGUUCUUGGUGUCGGUGGUUAUGGCGUCGUUUAUCGAGCAGUCGAAACAUUUCCGUCGAGGGGACGCUCAUUCGCAGUCAAAUGCCUGGCCAGUACCCAUAGUCAUUCAGUACUACGGCGGCAGGUCCAUAUUCGAGAAAUUACCCUCCACCGGAUCGCAUCAGUUCAUCCAGGGGUAGUCACCCUUCAUCGUAUUGUUGAGGACCACGACCAUAUGUUCAUAAUUAUGGAGUACGCCCCCGACGACGACCUCUUCACCCAGAUUCUACACAAGUCCAGAUAUUUGGGUAAUAACGCCCUGAUCAAGCAUGUGUUCCUGCAGUUGAUUGACGGCGUGCAGCACUGCCAUUCGUUGGGUAUUUUCCAUCGGGAUUUGAAGCCCGAGAAUAUCCUCUGCUUCGACGGAGGUUAUCGAGUCGCAAUUACCGACUUUGGCCUUGCCACCACCGAUAAAAUGAGCAAGGAGUUCCGCACGGGUAGCGUGUAUCAUAUGAGCCCAGCAGAAUGCCAAGCGGGCGACCCAGAGACGUCUCCUGCGUACUCGCCCAUGCACAACGACAUCUGGUCAUUGGGUAUCAUCCUCCUCAAUCUUGUGACAGGAAGAAAUCCAUGGAGGUCUGCGAUGGCAGACGAUCCCACAUAUCAAGCGUAUCGCCAAGAUCCGCUUCAGUUCCUCAUGAGCGUAUUGCCCAUUUCCGAGGAGCUCAACGACAUUCUCGUUCAAACGUUGGAUGUUGAUUGGAGAGGCCGCCUGUCCCUUUCGGAGCUUCGCCAGAGUAUUCAAAACGUCACAUCUUUUUAUUCAGACAAAGUCAUAUUUGAAGGAAGCCUCGCUCGGUGCCCAUGGGAAGCUGGUAUGGACCUUGGAAAUGUUGAGCCUCAAGAUGCUGGCCACGAAAAGAGACCGGUGCCCAAAAUUCCAGAGGGCGUCGAACCGUACUGCGUACUUUCCGUGUCUGCAGUUGCCUCGACAUUCAAAAGUCAGGCGUCCACAACUGAAGGCUACUUCGAGAGAGACCCUUGGAAGGGAGAGCAGAAUGUGUACGAUGCACGCCAUUAUGGAAUGGACGUUUAUGACAACGAGCUUCAGGUCCCAUACGGAAGUUCUGGCAGAUCCUCGUACUCUUCGGAUCCUUCAGAACCCAGUACUCCCAGCAGCGUCGAUCAGUUCAGUUACCGUGGUGUCAGAAACAAUUUCGACAUGGAAACCGCAUACGACUACGACUCGGAGAAUCUGUAUGCAAAACCCACUGCAUACCCCUCGUUCACUGGCUCCUCAGCUACUGAAACCCCCGAAACCAACCGUUAUGCAUCUUCAGUCUUCGUGGAUACACCCAUCAUGGAGUCAAAACCAUUCCUCCAAUACCAGGAUGCGCCCUACAUGGACGCCUACAGAACUGCGAAAAGAUAUUCCUCCCCCAACACAUCCAUCUAUUCCGUCACCGAGGAUUCAAUAUAUGGCGAUGAUUAUAGCGAUUCGUCGGUGGAUGACUUCCCUCCCAAUUCUCCGAAUUUUGUUGUCUGGCCUGAACCAGCAGGGCAACGAAAUGGAUCUCGACCAAUGAGCAUUCAAAACAGUCGAAACCGUAAAAGCCGGACAAAAUCGCAAAACGUCUUCAACCCUAUGCGUUUCUUUCCCCGCUCAUCUGGGUCAUCCUGGUUGAGCCCAAAAUCGUCGCCUUUGGCCAGUCGUCCGAUAACUUCGUCUGCCGGUACUCUCAGGCAUAACGCCACGCCAUCGAAUGUGCCAGCCAUGCCGUGGACAGACUAUCACCACCCUCGUUCAGGGCAUAAAAAAGGGGGCAAUUCUCACCGUUAUCCUGCCGGGGGAUACGGGACGCAAAGACGUUCUAGCCGCGAUUGGAUACCAGGAGGAUUUUUCAACACAGGUGAUAAUUGA